This is a messenger RNA of Eleginops maclovinus (Patagonian blennie), 4661 nucleotides long. Its product is annotated as toll-like receptor 8. Lineage: Eukaryota; Metazoa; Chordata; Actinopteri; Perciformes; Eleginopidae. Gene Ontology annotation, biological process: toll-like receptor signaling pathway; canonical NF-kappaB signal transduction; positive regulation of interleukin-6 production. The coding region runs from base 147 to 3230 and encodes 1027 amino acids. The transcript has 4 exons. Gene Ontology annotation, cellular component: plasma membrane. The record is from RefSeq and is a predicted model, not a curated record. Gene Ontology annotation, molecular function: pattern recognition receptor activity; protein binding.
UUCAGCAACAGUGGAAAUGUCCUUAUGCCUGCUUUAUGUUAUUGAUUAAAAUCAAAAGGAUUCGUUUGUAGUAACCACAGGCAAGCUUACAUGUUCUUUGAGGCUGUAUUUCAAAAACUAUAAGGGAUCAAUACGCUGCAUACACGAUGAGGGUCUCGUUUUGGACACACUUGCUGCUGUUCUAUCUGUGGUGCGAUUAUAAGAUCCAGCCCGCUGCAAGUAAACCCGAGUGGAUGAGACUGCAGUUCCCUUGUGAUGUCACAGCCGACAAUAACUCUCAUGUCCUGUUUGACUGUGGAGGGCGUCGACUGCACGAGGUACCUGAUGGCAUAACCAGCAAUGCAACUGAGCUCAACUUAUCCAUGAAUUUCCUUGGGUAUAUUUCGGCUGACUCAUUAUCCAACUUGCUGAAUCUGACCCAACUUAAUCUCAGCACAGCAAACAACGGCAGAACGGUGUUCAUCGCUGCAAAUGCUUUCAAAAAUCUGACAAAACUGCGAGAACUGAGACUGAGUGGCAUUCGUCUGAAGGAAAUUCCCGUCAAUCUUCCUCCCAGUGUGGAACUCAUCGAGCUGAACAAUAACAACAUUACAUUGUUGAACGGGAGCUUUGAUCGCUUAGAAAAUGUUACACAUGUAUUGUUAUCCAGAAACUGCCACUACAGCAAUCCUUGUAAGACAUCUGUUAAGAUUGGGGUAAACCAGUUGAAAAUAAUGAGCAAACUGAAGCAUUUGGAGUUGUCCUAUAACAACUUAACUGAAGUUCCCAAAGGAUUCCCACAAUCAUUAAAAGUGUUAAAACUGGAUAAUAACAGAAUAUAUCACAUCCCUGAUGAUUUUCUUACGCUACCAAAUUUAACAGUCCUAAAAUUAGAAGGGAACUGUCCAAGAUGUGAAAACUCUCCAAAUCCGUGUGUCCUCUGUCCAAACAAGUCUCUUGAUAUCGAUCUAAAUGCAUUUCACAGUCUAACCCAGCUCGAGGUGCUGAAUCUGGGAGGAAACUCACUGGACCACCUGGAUCCUUCUUGGUUUAAGAGUUUAAACAAACUUAAACAAUUGUUCCUGUCAUUCAACUUCUUAUUUAAGGUAAUUACUGAGGAGGCAACAUUUCUAAGACAUCUACCUAAGGUAGAAAUAAUUGAUCUCUCUUUCAACUAUGGUAUCAAGUUAUACCCUGUAAACUUAAAUCUCUCAGAAGAGUUUUCAAAUCUUGAGUCCCUUAAAUCUUUUAAUAUGAAGGGAUUGGUCUUCCAGAGUGUUGGACCUGAGACACUCAGACCUCUGUACAACCUCAAAAAUCUGUCUAUCGUGAACUUAGGGACAAACUUUAUUCUCCGAUCUGAUUCCACUGUAUUUCGCAAAUUCCACAACCUGAAAUUGAUGUACCUUGCAGAAAACAAGCUUUUUCCCACUCCGGAUAGAAAUCUGCUUGAUUCAUGUGGUGGUUACAAUCAGAGGUCUGAACUUCCUUUUUCUCCGCUCAGGAAUCCCCAUCCGAAAGAUUUCUUUUAUGAGCAUGUAAACAGUCAUGUCAAGGAAGAGUGCUUUAACUCUGGACGAGUGCUAUCUCUCAGCUCAAAUAAUAUGUUUUUCAUUUCUCCAAAGCAAUUUGUUGGCUAUGAAGACAUUGCAUGUCUCAACCUCUCGAGAAACGGAUUUUCAGCAGCACUUAAUGGCACAGAGUUUUCCACGCUGCAUAAUCUGACAUACCUGGAUAUGUCAUUCAAUAAGAUUGAUUUGGCCUAUGACAAUGCCUUCAGCGAACUAAAGAAACUACAAGUGCUAGACCUCAGUUACAAUGAACACUACUUUAAAGCAUACGGGGUAACACUUAAUUUAAAUUUCACACAAAAUCUGCCUGCUCUGAGGGUGCUGAAUAUGAGUCAUAACUCCAUUUCUGUUUUAACCACCAAACAGAUGUACAGCAGUUCAUUAACAGAACUUCAGUUUACAGAUAAUGUUCUGGGGACCCUUUGGAAAGAAAUGGAUCGCUCAUAUGAGAGCAUUUUUACUCACCUUACUAAUUUGACAAUUUUAGAUAUAUCCAGCAACCACAUUUUAAAGAUUCCAGACUAUGUUUAUGAAUAUUUGCCACGCAAACUCACAAUACUACGCAUAAGUCACAACUUGCUUACUGAUUUUAAAUGGGACAAACUGGAGUUUUUCAAUCAACUUCAGAUUUUGGACCUGAGCUUCAAUUCUCUUCCUAAUGUGACAGUUAUAAACUCAAAUGUCACCCCCACUUUGACUUUUCUUGACCUGAGCCAUAAUGACAUUUUCCACUUAGACAGUGGUUUUGUAAAUGGUGCAAGACGGCUUACAACUCUUAGCUUAAGCGAGAACAAACUGACUAUUAUCAAUGAAUCCACCUUCCCAUCGAGACUUGAAUCUCAGAUUCACACUUUGUUCUUGCAGGGCAACCCCUUCCAAUGUACCUGUGAUGCACUUGAUCUCAUUAUUUGGAUGGAAAAUAGUAAUGUAAAGAUUCCUAGACUAAUCACUGAUGUGACAUGUGACACACCAGCAAAUCAAAAAAGUACAGCUGUGAUCAAUUUUGACAUUAGGCAGUGUAUAGAUGACAGCCAGGCGUUCUUGAUUUACAUUUUCACAAGUUCAUCAAUUAUUGUUUUUAUGUUUGUGGCAACAGUUUCCCACUUAUUUUACUGGGAUGCUUCCUACGUCAUGCACUAUGUGAAAGCCAAGACAAAAGGAUACAGAGCCUUUGACUCACCAGGCGCCAUUUAUGAUGUCUUUGUGACCUACGACACCACAGAUCCACAUGUCUCUGAGUGGGUGAUGAGGAAUCUGCGAGUGAAACUGGAAGAGGAAGGAGAGAAGCAUCUUCCUCUAUGUCUUGAGGAUAGGGAUUGGACCCCCGGCAUCCCCCUGGUAAAUAACCUCACACAGAGCAUCCAGUAUAGUCGCAAGACCCUGUUCGUCUUAACGGAGGGCUAUGUUAAGACUGGGGUUUUCAAACUGGCAAUGUAUCUGGCACACCAAAGACUGCUUGAUGAAAACAUGGAUGUGAUUGUGCUGCUGAUGCUGGAGCCCGUCCUGCAGAACUCUCACUUCCUGCGCCUGAGGAGGAGGCUGUGUGAGAAAAGUGUUGUAGAGUGGCCGAGAACAGCGGCUGCAGAGCCCUGGUUUUGGCAAAACCUGAGGAAUGUGGUCAGAGUGGACAACAAGUUGAUGUACAACAAGACUUAUUCAAGGUACUUCACCAGCAAGUGAGCAAAUGAGUGGGACAGAUCUGUAUCAUUGUGGACAAUCUAUCGGGAAUCUGUUUAACAACACUAUUGUUCUAUAUCAACACUGAUAACUGAUCCUUUACCAUUUGUAUCACUCUCCGUGGACCUUGAAUGAAGACAAAUAAAUACCUUUGCUAUUUCUAACCUGUAUUUACAAUGAUACUUCAUGUCUUGUAAUAAAUGGGCAAAUAUAUGUAAAUAAAUCUUUAUGCCUGUAUGUUAUCUGGUCUCUAUCUAACCUAAACAAAUAAGUCAACCAACAAAAGGGGCAAUUUAUUGUACAAUAAAUGUAAAGCAUUCUCCUCUUCUUAAGAUGAUUGGUCAUUGGUUUAGCCUCCAAUUAUUAGAGAAUCAAUUGAAAUGUGCCUAACCAAAAGAUCUAAAUACAGCAGAUACACAUACCUGCAGGUCCUUAUCUACACUUCCGGGUCUUAACUUUGUUUGUCCGCAAGGUGUCUCCCCUGAAUCACUUCUCUGUAUGCAUCUAAGGCUGUACUAGUGCACUUUAUGCAAGUUAAACCUAAACGAAUAAACCCAUUGUCUCAUUCAUCACUUUGUAACCUACAUUUUAUUCGCUGUGUGGCACAAAUGAAUACCUGAUUGCGCUAUGACGCCUUCUUUUAUGACAGGAGAAAAGCGACGGGUGAAGUGAUUUCACUCACCUAAUCUGAUGCAGCUGGUCGCAGAUGUGCAAUACAUGCACAUACGUGACUGAUUUAAAAUAGCGUAUGGAGCGUUUGGUACUUUUGCCAGUUAAAUAAAAAGCAUAUUUGUAAAAAAGCAGGCUUUGCAGACAGUGGACGUGACGUCAGGAGAUGAUUUGCAUACCGCGCAGUAUUUAUAGUGUGAUUGACGCUCCAGCCGUCACUUCUCUCCUGCAUUGACCAGACGUGCAUCCCUCUGUCUCUCUGACAAAAAAUAAGAGCCUUUGCAGAUAUGGCUGACAAAGCAGAUGUCUCAGCAGUCACAACCUUCGACAAGACCAAACUGAAGAAGACAACGACUGAGGAGAAAAACACCCUGCCAACCAAAGAAACCAUCGAACAGGAGAAGGAGAAGUAAUGAAGACUAGUCAUCCUGUACAUUUCACAAGCCUUGCCUUUUUUUUCGUUUAAAAAAUGUAUUCCAAGUUGAGGUACAAAUUGACUUAACCAUGGCUGUUAAACCACCGAACCAUCCACUUGCGUAGAUGUCCCUCUGUAUAGCAACGAAGCGUGGCCUGGCGUCGGCAUGUGUUCCUGAUCAUGUGUUAAGUGCAGAAGUGUCAUGAAACAACUUGGGGACCUACACUUUCUGAUUUGUAACCCUUUUCUGCCCUCUUGUAAAUGCUCUUGUAGCAAGCUGUGUGUUUUUUGGUAACACAAUCUGGAUGCACAAGUUUGUUAAAUAUGCAAAAUAAAAAAUGCUAACUGAC